AUGAGUGUGCGGGGUGGGAUUCGUCAGACUCCGUUCGCGCUCCAACAGAUGAGUAAAGCAGGUUUUUCCUUGAACGCAUUCUCGUACAAUGGGUUGAUACAUUUACUUCCGCAAUCCGGGUUUUCCCGGGAAGCAAUGGUUGUUUACAAGAGAAUGGUGUCAGAAGGAAUUAAACCAAGCUUGAAGACUUACUCCGCACUCAUGGUUGCAUCAGGGAAGAGAAGGGAUGUCGACACGGUAAUGGGCCUUUUGGAAGAAAUGGAGCAUCUAGGGUUGAGACCGAAUGUUUAUUCAUUUACCAUAUGCAUUAGGAUACUCGGGCGGGCCGGGAGGAUCGAUGAUGCUUAUGGCAUUUUGAGGAGAAUGGACAAAUACGGUUGUAGCCCUGAUGUUGUCACUUAUAUGGUUCUUCUAGAUGUUCUUUGCAAUGCAGGUCGGCUUGACGCCGCCAAGGAUUUGUUUCGGAAGAUGAAGUGCGGUAAUCAAAAGCCAGAUAGAGUGACAUAUAUCACCUUGUUGAAUAAGUUUGGCAAUUUGGGCAAUCUGGAUGCAGUGAGGGAGUUUUGGAAGGAAAUGGAAGCUGAUGGUUAUGUUGUCGACGUGGUUGCUUUUACGAUACUUGUGGAUGCCUUGUGCAAAGUAGGGAAGAUCGACGAAGCAUUUGGUACAUUGGAUGUGAUGGGUCGUAGCGGUCUCCUGCCUAAUCUACAGACUUACAAUACUUUGAUUUCAGGCCUUUUGAGGGUAAAUAGUUUGGACAAAGCUCAAGAUCACUUCGAUUGUGUGGAGGUUCACGGUCCCAAACCGACUGCAUAUACAUACAUCCUUUUCAUCGACCACUAUGAGAAGUCUGGGGAGUCUGGUAGAGCACUUGAGAUGUUCGAGAAGAUGAAGAGUAAGGGGAUUGUUCCGGAUGUUGUUGAUUGCAAUGUAUGUUUAUAUAGUCUUGCAGAAUUGGGAAGGCUUGGGCAGGCAAAAGAUGUUUUCCACGAAUUGAAGAGUAGCGGCCUUUCUCCAGAUGCCAUUACAUAUAAUAUGAUGAUCAAGUGUCAUAGUAAGGCGGGGAAGGUGGAUGAAGCUAUCAAGUUGUUCGAUGAGAUGAUCGCAAGUGGGUGCGACCCAGAUGAGAUUACAAUGAAUUCCUUGAUCGACACGCUUUACAAGGCAGAUAAGGUCAAUGAGGCAUGGCAAGUGUUUCAUAGAAUGGAAGAGAUGAAGCUUAGGCCGACUGUCGUUACUUACAACACAUUAUUGGCCGGAUUGGGCAAAGAGGGAAGAAGCUUUCCUCUUCCAAGGAUCGAUCAGUUAGUGGAUAGCACGGCAGGACAUGAACUUCUUAGAGCAACCUACCAGCGGUUAGUGAACAAAAUGUUCGCUCGACAAAUCGGCCGAACCAUGGAAGUAUACAUCGACGAUAUGCUUGUCAAAAGUAUACGUGCGGCCGAUCAUAUUGCUGAUCUGGAAGAAAUGUUCCUUAUCCUUCGCAUCUCUAGGGAUGCCCAGAAGCCAAGUGAUCACUCAAAUAAGCAAGAAGGGGCUCACAUGUAA
Molecule: messenger RNA, 1548 nt
Organism: Magnolia sinica
Lineage: Eukaryota; Viridiplantae; Streptophyta; Magnoliopsida; Magnoliales; Magnoliaceae
Product: pentatricopeptide repeat-containing protein At4g31850, chloroplastic-like
Exons: 2
Coding region: 1-1548 (515 amino acids)
Molecular function (GO): protein binding
Source: RefSeq, a predicted model, not a curated record